Messenger RNA from Linum trigynum, 1238 nucleotides. NCBI's taxonomy places the organism in Eukaryota, Viridiplantae, Streptophyta, Magnoliopsida, Malpighiales, Linaceae. The record is from the annotation of a GenBank genome assembly.
AUAGAGACAAAAAAUCUUGCAUAAAAUGCUCCACCUUGAGUAAGUCAAGGAAACAAAUAACAGAGCCGCCGGCGCCCGGCGUUGAAACCACUGAUAGUACCCUGUUUCAGACAAGAGGUAAGGAAGAGAACAGCAUAGCACCAGAAGAAAGAAAAGAUGGAUCAGAUCAAGCACAUGUUCGUGGAAGUCGAAGGAGGAUUGAGGAUCCAUGUCGCUGACACUGGAGCAGCAAGCGAUAAAGUUCUCCUCUUUCUCCACGGGUUCCCGGAGAUUUGGUACUCAUGGCGCCACCAGAUGAUUUCCCUGUCGAAAUCCGGGUACCGAGCCAUCGCCGUUGACUACAGAGGCUACGGGUUGUCAGAUCCCCCGCCGAGGACUGAAGAUGCCACGUAUGCCAGCCUCGUCGGCGAUCUGAUCGCCGUCCUCGAUUCCCUCGACGUUCCCAAGGUGGUGCUCAUCGGGAAAGACUUCGGAGCUUACGUCGCCUCAUGGUUCGAGGUUCUCCACCCGGAAAAGGUGUUGGGUUUUGUGACACUGGGAAUCCCGUUCGCCGUCCCGGGAAAGGGUACUUCCUCCAGCACUUCAUCAUUUCCGGAAGGCUUCUACGUUUCGAGGUGGCGGGAACCAGGGCGAGCUGAAGCCGAUUUCGGGCGGCUAGAUGCCAAAACGGUGGUGAGGAAUGUGUACAUUCUCUUCUCCGGCAGCGAAAUGCCUAUAGCGGCGGAGAAUCAAGAGAUCAUGGAUUUGGUCGACCCAUCAACUCCUCUCCCGCCAUGGUUCACCGAGGAAGAUCUCGAAGCUUAUGGAGCUCUGUACCAGAAAUCAGGGUUUCAAACUGCCCUCAAGAUGCCCUACAGAUCGAUCGACGAGCAACUCGAAGUACCACUAUCAGAGGUGAGGGUUAACAUUCCAGCGCUAAUAAUCGUGGGAGGGAAAGAUUAUGUCCUGAAAAUGCCCGGGAUGGAAUACUACAUCAACAAUAUGGUGAAGGAAAUCGUUCCGGAUUUGAAGACGGUGCAUUUAGCUGAAGGAACUCAUUUCGUUCAGGAACAACUCCCUGAAGAAGUGAAUCAACUGAUACUUGAUUUCCUUAAAGCUCGAAUCUGGCCAUGAAAUGUUGUUCUUUCUCGGAAUGUACUGCGUUCAAGGAAUUACACUAGCCAGUGACAGUGAGCAGUUGGAGAAUGUUCUGUUCUGGUGAUACUAUUUUGUGCUGUGUAUAAACAGCUAAUGCCUUG